Messenger RNA from Bolinopsis microptera, 333 nucleotides. Its product is annotated as U6 snRNA-associated Sm-like protein LSm7. Gene Ontology annotation, molecular function: RNA binding. Lineage: Eukaryota; Metazoa; Ctenophora; Tentaculata; Lobata; Bolinopsidae. The transcript is spliced from 3 exons. Gene Ontology annotation, cellular component: U2-type prespliceosome; U6 snRNP; Lsm1-7-Pat1 complex. The record is from RefSeq and is a predicted model, not a curated record. Gene Ontology annotation, biological process: nuclear-transcribed mRNA catabolic process; mRNA splicing, via spliceosome. Bases 1 to 333 code for a protein of 110 amino acids.
AUGUCUGAAGUAAGGAAGCCGCAAGACAAGAAGGGGCCCCACAAGAAGAAGGAGUCAAUCCUAGACUUAGCUCCCUACCUUGAGAAGAGAAUGAGAGUUAAGUUUAACGGAGGGAGAGAAGCAAGCGGAAUUCUGAAGGGUUACGACGCUCUUCUUAAUCUCGUACUGGACGGUGCUACAGAGUAUCUUAAAGAGACGGAGGAAACACUAAAGUCAGGACAGAAGACAAGACCGUUAGGACUAGUAGUGUGUAGAGGGACCAACAUCGUGACGAUAUGUCCGCAGGACGGAAUAGAGCAGAUAGCAAACCCCUUCCUCCAGCCUGAUCAGUGA